This is a messenger RNA of Capronia coronata CBS 617.96, 1458 nucleotides long. RefSeq lists its product as uncharacterized. Bases 1 to 1458 code for a protein of 485 amino acids. The record is from RefSeq and is a predicted model, not a curated record. Gene Ontology annotation, molecular function: hydrolase activity. The transcript has a single exon. NCBI's taxonomy places the organism in Eukaryota, Fungi, Ascomycota, Eurotiomycetes, Chaetothyriales, Herpotrichiellaceae.
AUGCCCGACAACGCGGUGACAAUGAAUCACUCUAGUUCAGAGGAGUCUUACGAUAUGACAGAGGCGAAAGACUUCGCUCCAGCAGUGGAGAGCCCCAAGAACCUCAGAGUGAGCUUCAAUAACAUCGGAGACUUCGAGAAUGCGUCGACCAUCGAUCCUCCAGAAAACAUGCUCGCCGAAUCCUUGUCCAUCCAAUCCUACGCCGGCAGACCGCGGUCCAUGUCUCACCAUCUCUCGAGCAAGAAGAUCCCCUCAAGACGGGUGCUCAAGAUGAAGGCAAGGUUCUGGAGGUCGCUCAUGCAGCUGGCUAUGCACUUCCACGAUUGGGCGCCGCCGCGAUCCCCACGACCGGCGUUCACACAUAAGAUGUCUACGGACACCAUACCCGUCGAGCUGUUCUUCUACCUGCCCCCGACCUACCAUGAAACUCUGCAAAGAAACCCUUCGCACCGCUUCCCUGCUGUCAUUAACUUCCAUGGAGGUGGGUUCUGUCUGGGCGACGCAAGAGAUGAUCGAUAUUGGGCCAGAGUCGUGCUGGAGCAUACCAACGCCAUCUUCGUGAGCGUCAAUUACCGUCGGGCCCCCGAACAUCCCUUCCCCACGCCUGUGGACGAUUGUGUCGAUUCUAUUCUGUAUGUGCAAGAUCAUGCGGCCGAACUGCAUAUUGACCCGUCCAACCUGGCUCUGUCCGGCUUUUCCGCUGGCGGGAACUUGGCAUUCAGCGCUCCGUUACGGCUAGCAUUUCACAGAAAGAUGAACGCGAUCGAGCGCAUGCCGUCGCGGCCAACAACAUCUCACAGUGUUGUCACCGACACCGAAGCAAACGACCGCGAAGGCCAAGACCACGAGAGCCAUAACUUUGUAACUCCUGUACACUCGACUUCGAACCUCCUCGGCGAGCAGACAGACACCCCCUUGCGGAUUCGCACCGUAAUAGCUUGGUAUCCUUUGCUGGACUGGACAAUGUCCCGGAGCCGGAAGAUACGCGAAUCCCGAAAUCCGAAGAAAUGCCUAGCCAGAACCUUCACCAGCCUCUUCGACUUCUCUUAUCUCCCUGCUCCAGAUGUCGCAGGCGACCAUUGCAGUCCGUAUGCUUCGCCCAGUCUUGCUCAAGAUCACAUGCUCCGAGAUGGGUUGCCCGAGGACAUUCAGAUGUGGCUCUGCGAAUGGGACAUGCUGUUGCGCGAAGGGCAAGUCUUUGCAGAUCGUCUCGACAGACUCGGUAAGAGGAUCGACAGCAAACUGAUUCCACGAGUCCCUCACGCGUGGGACAAGUCGCCAAACCCGUUCCGAGAUCAGCGGGCCAUCGACAUGCUCUAUACCAAGGCUGCCGUGAAUCUGAACAAGGUAUUCCAGAACAAAGAAGGUUAUGGUCCCGCAAACUCCAUGAGCUCUCUCCAUCCGACGGAUUCCAUCAUUGAGAGACAGCCGAGACGGAGCAUUGUCUUGCCCAUAUGA